CCGGGCCGCAGCGCCGCGAGCCGCGGGGUGUCAGCGGCGGCCCUGUGAUGGCGGCGGCGGGGCGCUGGCAGCCGCGGCGGCUGGGGGCGCCGGGGGGGCUGUGCCGCUCCUAACUCGGCGUCGGGCCCCUGCGCCAUGGGGAGGAGCCGCGGCGGGCGGCUGGCCUGAGGCGGCGGCGACAGCGGAGGGCGCGGCACUGCUGAGGGGGCCCCGCCGCGGGGGCCGCGACCCGCGCCGCCGGGGAUGUUGCGGUGGGUCCGGCAGCAGCUGGGUUUUGACCCACCUCACCAAAGCGAUACAAGAACUAUUUAUAUAGCAAAUCGUUUUCCCCAGCAUGGCCACUAUGUUCCUCAGAAGUUUGCAGACAACAGAAUCAUAUCAUCCAAGUAUACAGUAUGGAAUUUUGUUCCAAAAAACUUAUUCGAGCAGUUCAGAAGAGUAGCCAACUUUUAUUUUCUGAUUAUAUUUUUGGUUCAGCUCAUGAUAGAUACCCCUACCAGUCCUAUUACCAGUGGAUUGCCAUUAUUCUUUGUCAUAACUGUGACAGCCAUAAAACAGGGUUAUGAAGACUGGCUACGACAUAAAGCAGACAAUGAAGUAAAUGGUGCUCCAGUUUAUGUUGUUCGAAGCGGUGGCCUUGUAAAAACUAGAUCUAAAAACAUUCGGGUGGGGGACAUUGUCAGAGUAGCCAAAGAUGAGACUUUUCCUGUUGAUCUGGUGCUUCUGUCAUCUGAUCGAGUUGACGGUUCAUGCCAUGUUACUACUGCAAGUUUGGAUGGAGAGACCAAUCUUAAGACACAUGUUGCAGUCCCGGAAACAGCAGUGUUACAGUCCGUUGCCAACUUGGACAAACUUGUAGCUGUUAUAGAAUGUCAGCAGCCAGAAGCAGAUCUAUACAGAUUUGUUGGAAGAAUAACUGUAAGUCAACAAACUGAAGAAAUUGUACGACCUCUUGGACCUGAAAGUCUCUUACUUCGUGGAGCAAGAUUAAAAAACACUAAAGAAAUAUUUGGUGUUGCAGUGUAUACAGGUAUGGAGACAAAGAUGGCAUUAAAUUACAAGAGUAAAUCUCAGAAACGGUCAGCAGUAGAAAAGUCCAUGAAUUCCUUUUUGAUUAUUUAUCUAAUGAUUCUCCUCUUUGAAGCCAUUCUGAGCACUAUUUUAAAGUAUGCAUGGCAAGCUGAAGAAAAAUGGGAUGAGCCUUGGUAUAAUGAAAAAACGGAGCAUGAAAGAAACAGCAGUAAGAUCCUGAGAUUUAUUUCAGAUUUUCUUGCUUUUCUGGUACUUUACAAUUUUAUCAUACCUAUUUCACUUUAUGUGACUGUUGAGAUGCAGAAAUUUCUUGGAUCUUUUUUUAUUGGCUGGGAUCUUGACCUCUAUCAUGAAGAAACAAACCAGAGAGCACAAGUAAAUACUUCAGACCUCAAUGAGGAAUUGGGCCAGGUAGAAUAUGUGUUUACAGACAAAACUGGUACAUUAACUGAAAAUGAGAUGCAGUUUCGGGAGUGUUCCAUUAAUGGCAUAAAAUACCAAGAGGUCAAUGGUAAACUAACUCCAGAGGGGUUUUCUGAAGAUUCUCCAGAUGGAAAUAGACAUAAUUUGAUGAAAGAGGAAGAACUCUUCUUGAAAGCAGUUUGUCUUUGUCAUACAGUGCAGGUCAAUGCAGAUCAAACAGAUAGUGCUGAUGGUCCCUGGCAUGCCAAUGGAAUAAUAUCACCGUUAGAGUAUUAUGCUUCUUCACCAGAUGAGAAAGCUUUAGUUGAAGCUGCAAGCCGGGUUGGAGUAGUAUUUACUGGAACUAGUGGGGACAGUAUGGAAGUAAAAAGUCUUGGAAAACCAGAAAGGUAUAAAUUGCUUCAUGUUUUGGAGUUUGAUCCAAAUCGCAGACGAAUGAGUGUCAUUGUAGAGAGUCCCUCCGGGGAAAAGCUUUUGUUCACAAAGGGAGCAGAAUCUUCCAUUCUUCCUCGUAGUAAGAGUGGAGAAAUAGACAAAACAAGGAUACAUGUGGAUGAAUUUGCUUUGAAAGGACUAAGAACUUUGUGCAUAGCCUACAGAAGAUUCACACCUGAGGAGUAUCAAGAAAUUGGCAAACGCCUUCAUGAGGCCAGGACUGCCUUACAACAACGGGAAGAAAGAUUAGCAGAUGUAUUCAACUUCAUAGAAAGGGAUCUGGAAUUACUUGGGGCUACAGGAGUAGAAGACAAACUGCAGGAGAAAGUCCAAGAAACUAUAGAAGCACUCAGGCUGGCGGGUAUCAAAGUGUGGGUACUCACUGGAGAUAAACACGAAACGGCUGUUAGUGUCAGUUUAUCAUGUGGACACUUUCAUAGAACCAUGAACAUCCUUGAGCUUGUGCAACACAAGUCAGACAGUACGUGUGCAGAACAACUGAGGCAGCUAGCCAAGAGAAUAAAGGAAGACCACGUUAUCCAGCAUGGACUGGUUGUGGAUGGGACCAGCCUCUCUCUUGCACUCAGGGAACAUGAAAAACUGUUCAUGGAAGUUUGCAAAAACUGUUCUGCAGUGUUGUGCUGUCGCAUGGCACCCCUUCAGAAAGCAAAGGUAGUGCGACUGUUAAAAACGUCUCCAGAGAAACCUAUAACAUUAGCAAUUGGUGAUGGUGCUAAUGAUGUGAGCAUGAUACAAGAAGCACAUGUUGGCAUAGGAAUCAUGGGUAAGGAAGGAAGACAAGCUGUAAGAAACAGUGACUAUGCAAUAGCACGGUUUAAAUUCCUCUCCAAGUUGCUUUUUGUUCAUGGGCACUUUUACUAUAUUAGAAUAGCAACCCUUGUACAGUACUUUUUUUAUAAGAAUGUGUGCUUUAUUACACCACAAUUUUUAUAUCAGUUCUUCUGUUUGUUUUCACAACAAACGCUCUAUGACAGUGUAUACCUGACUUUGUACAAUAUUUGUUUCACUUCCUUGCCUGUUCUCAUAUACAGUCUUUUUGAACAGCAUGUGCAUCCGCAUGUAUUACAGAGUAAACCUGUGCUCUAUCGAGACAUCAGUAAAAAUGCCCAUCUGGGGUUUAAACCAUUUCUUUACUGGACCAUCUUGGGCUUCUUUCAUGCAUUUGUUUUCUUUUAUGGCUCGUAUCUUCUGAUGGGAGAAGACACUUCUCUGCUGGGAAAUGGCCAGAUAUUGAAACCUAACAGGCAAAUGAUGUUUGGAAACUGGACAUUUGGUACUUUGGUCUUCACCGUUAUGGUUAUAACUGUUACGAUGAAGAUGGCACUAGAAACUCACUUCUGGACAUGGAUAAACCAUUUUGUUACUUGGGGAUCCAUUGUAUUUUAUUUCAUAUUCUCCUUGUUUUAUGGGGGAAUUAUCUGGCCAUUUUUACAUACCCAGGACAUGUACUUUGUGUUUGUUCAACUGUUGUCAAGUGGUUCUGCUUGGUUUGCCAUAAUCCUCAUAGUAGUUGCUUGUUUGUUUAUUGAUGUUGUGAAGAAAGUGCUGUACAGACAUCUACAACCAACAAGUACUGAAAAAGCUCAGCUUACUGAGGCAGGUUCAGGUAUCAACUGCUUGGACUCCAUGUGCUGCUUCUCAGAUGGGGAAACAGCAUGCACAUCUGUUAGAAGAAUGCUGGAACGACUGAUGGGAAGAUGUAGUCCAACCCGGGUCAACAGUGGCAUGAUUUGUCUGGUUUCUGCUCUCUGUUGGGAUGACUCAGUUUAUAACAGGAGGAGGAAAGAUUGGAUGCUCAUGGCUGUAUCAGCUCUUGCCGUCAGUCGUCUUAGAAGUGCAUCUGCAUCGGUAUUUGCAAGGCUUCUGCUUUCCAUAGUUUGUUUUUUUUUCCUUCAGCUAAAUACUGCUCCUAGAGGCAUCAGAAAACUCGGUACAGAGACCUUACCUGCUGUCCCAAGUUGCUGUGGCUUUUGUUAAAAGGAAUGUUCUCUUCACUCUGAAGUAUCCGCCUUGCUCUAGCUGUUGCCACACUAUGAUGUUGUAUUACAAUAAGUACAUACAAUUGUCAGCACUGUAGAUACGACUUUUUUUUUGUUGUUUCCAGUUUGUAUAAAUGCAUAAAGUGGGUAGAACUGGAGGGGCCAUGGGCUAAAAGACCUCUAUAUGUGUAACAUGAAGUGGAAAGAAAUGAAAUGCACUCACUGCUCUGUAUGAUACAAAGUGUGACCUGUCUGAAAGAAACCCAGACGUAGCACCUAAGUGGCCUGUGGUGUACAGUAAUCUUUUCCUCAGCAGUUUUAAAGGAAAUUAUUUUGUUCAUCAGCAGGUUUUCAACCUUUUUACAUUUUGGCAAUUGGAGAAAACGGAAUCUAUGGGGCAUAUAGUUUAGAAAGGGGAAAAUUGUUAAAAAAGACUCACUUUCAGGUAUAAAGAAGAUACCAUUACUGCAGCAAAGAAUAUAUUUUUACAAUUCCUAGUUACAGGCCUGUGAGAGAUUUCAGGUCCUAUGCAUGUGAAAGUAAUGAAUCAUCUAGACUCCUGGUUUUUUACUGAAGAGUGAUCAAGUUCUGCUGCUUUUUUGAAGAAAAAAACUUGAACUGCAAGAAGUACCUUUUUAAAGAUGUUGAUGCUUAAUUUUAGGUAACCAAGGGGCAUUGGCAACUGGAAACCGUAGCAAUAAUUAGUACAAAGAAUUAUGGACCUCUUGACACUGUGGCUGCCUCAUGUUCUUUUUGAUUCUCUGACAGCGAGUCUGUGUGCUUGCUCAUUGUACAGCUUGGUCAGUAGAAGUUGUUUUAAAAAUGGUUUAUUAAAAGUAUAUUUAUUAAAUAAAACUUUCACUUCUAGCUGAGUCAUUGUUUUAAUUAUGGCAAAUACGCCGGAGUAAAGCAAGGCUUGCUGCUCUGUGUGCCAGGAUCGUUGAGGGGCCAGGCUGAAGGUACGUUCCCAGCAGGCGCACACAGAUCUACCUCCACCCCUCCCAGACCCUCAGGAGCAGUGAGGUGAGCAUGGAGAGCGCCUCUGGCCUCGCCUUGCUGCCUUCUCUGGCUGGAGGGAAGCCCACCAGCAAGGAGAAAUAACUUUAUGCGCCUUGUGUGUAAGGGGGGGGCCCUCCAGCUGCUGGUCCAGUAGCCCCAGCUCCCCUGGGAGCCUACUGGGAUGCUUGCUUAGUGGUGAAUCCCAGCGUGGGCUUCACGCCUGUUUCUUCAAUAGCAAACAUAACCAAGCUCUCGCCCUCGCAGGUUUCCCAGGCAGCUUCUUGUUUGUAAUUUGCUUUGCAGGGUGCUCAUGCUGCUGCCUGCCAGCUGGCCAAUGAACUCGUCAAGGGAGGAGGCCUGGAAAUCUUAUACGCUGAAGACACAGAAUUGAGUUUUGAAAGGAAACAGGUGUAAUUUCAUGUAAAACAUUCAAAUAACAACAGCGAGGCAGCUUCUGUUAACAUUAGUGGAUGAACUUCCAGGAGGACAUUGAUUUUUGUACCAGUUUAAAUGGCCAGGUUUGAGUUACAGACAGCUGUAGCAAAACUCUUAAUAUUUACUCACGCAGAUACUUAGCCCUUAGCUUUGUACUGUUUAGCUGACUGUAUAUUUCUGAUGGAUAAAAUUAUAAUUUUAUCCAAUACAUAAUGGUGUGGUCUACUCUUGAAAGCUCAGCGGCCUGAACGGCACCAUGGGUUUAAAAACCAGACCCAUUCAGCAUUACCAUACUCAAGUAAACUCUACAGGGACUUCUGGCAAUAUUAUUUCAAUAAUGUGUGAAUUGCAAAAGUUCAUUAAAUGCAUUCUUAAAAAAAAUAAAUCUUAAGUAAGGAUUUCUCAGUACAGGUUUCAUCGUAAAGCAGUUUUGAAGCAAGUCGUAAGUUACCUAUUAACAGGUUCAGCAAUAAAAAAGUCACCUUCUGUAUGUGUGGUAGUCUUCAUCCAUGUUAAACGGCUGCACUGUGUGUGGUGUCUUCCUUCACGUGCUGGGUGACAUCAGUGCUGGAAAGCUCGGCGCCGUUUUGUACUUGUAACCAUUUAGAGUAAGGUUAUUUUUAUGCUUAAAUCCCCCCAAACUUACCAAGAAAGUGUAUUUUAUGCAGAAGCAUUCCAUACCUCCCCCUCUCCCCGCUGAAAAGCACACUCCAGAAAUAAGACUUACAAAUAAUACACUGCAACAAUGCAUAAGAAGACUUAAGUCAUGGCAAUUUCACUGGAGCUUUAUUGCCUCUGUUGGUAACGAGAGGGAUUGUAAGAAGUUACAUUUGAACUUACAGAGAUAUGUAAAUGAUGGUUUUUUACUAAAUAUAAUCUCAAGAUUAAGUGUUUUAUAUCAGGGCACUUCUAAUUUUGUACAUAUUUAACGUAUAAAAACAGGUUACAAACCUGGAGUUUACCUUUUUUUUUUUUUUUUUUCUUUUGACAUUUGGCAAAAUUAAAUCGAUCCAUUCAAGGGGAGAUCAUCAAAUUGGAGACGUAAGCACUUACAAAUCAAAGCAAUCCAAGUAAGCAACUGUCUGCAUUCUUAAAAAAAAAAAGAAAA
This is a messenger RNA of Falco peregrinus (peregrine falcon), 6432 nucleotides long. It is a transcript of the gene ATP11B, whose product is annotated as ATPase phospholipid transporting 11B (putative). Lineage: Eukaryota; Metazoa; Chordata; Aves; Falconiformes; Falconidae. The record is from RefSeq and is a predicted model, not a curated record. Gene Ontology annotation, biological process: phospholipid translocation. Gene Ontology annotation, cellular component: endoplasmic reticulum; trans-Golgi network; plasma membrane. Bases 244 to 3888 code for a protein of 1214 amino acids. The transcript is spliced from 31 exons. Gene Ontology annotation, molecular function: ATP binding; magnesium ion binding; ATPase-coupled intramembrane lipid carrier activity.